GGGAGGGGGUGUGGGUAGGUGGGGGGCACAUUAGCUUCUUGGACAAGUCUUUCUGCACCACUGUCAGGUAGUCGAGAAUUUGUUUGUCCAAAGCACUAGCAGACAUGGACAUGGCAGACUACAGCGAGGCUCUGGACCCAGCCUACACCACGCUGGAGUUCGAAAACAUGCAAGUGCUUGCCAUGGGUGCAGACUCCUCACCAGCUGAGAGUGCUAGCAUGAAUGCUGCCAACCACCUCGGGGCAAGUACCCUGUGUGCCAUCUGUGGGGACAGAGCCACUGGAAAACACUAUGGCGCUUCUAGCUGCGAUGGCUGCAAGGGCUUCUUCAGACGUAGUGUCCGCAAAAACCACAUGUACUCAUGCAGGUUCAACAGACAAUGUAUUGUGGACAAAGACAAGCGAAAUCAAUGCAGAUACUGUCGACUGAAGAAGUGUUUCAGAGCUGGAAUGAAGAAAGAAGCUGUGCAGAAUGAAAGAGACAGAAUCAGCACCAGGAGAUCCAGCUACGAAGACAGCAGUUUACCGUCCAUUAAUGCACUCAUCCAGGCCGACGUACUGUCGCGACAGAUCACCUCUCCUGGCCCCAUACUUAACGGUGACAUCAGGACCAAAAAAAUCGCCGCUAUCACAGACAUAUGUGAGUCUAUGAAGCAGCAGCUGUUGGUAUUGGUGGAAUGGGCCAAAUACAUUCCUGCCUUCUGCGAUCUGCCCCUGGAUGACCAGGUGGCGUUGCUGCGGGCCCAUGCCGGAGAACACCUCCUGCUUGGUGUUGCCAAGAGGUCUAUGCUGUACAAAGAUCUCCUUUUAUUAGGAAAUGAUCACAUCAUUCCCCGAAACUGUCCAGAGUUGGAGGUGAGCAGGGUAGCAGUGAGAAUCCUGGAUGAAUUAGUGCUCCCCUUCCACGAUCUUCAGAUAGACGACAAUGAAUACGCUUGCCUGAAAGCCAUAGUUUUCUUUGACCCAGAUGCAAAAGGUCUGAGCGACCCAGGAAAGAUUAAACGGAUGCGGUACCAGAUCCAGGUCAGCCUGGAGGACUACAUCAACGACAGGCAGUAUGACUCCCGGGGGCGCUUUGGAGAGUUGCUCCUUCUGCUUCCAACGCUACAGAGUAUCACCUGGCAGAUGAUUGAACAGAUCCAGUUUGUUAAGCUCUUUGGCAUGGCCAAGAUUGACAACCUACUGCAGGAGAUGCUCCUCGGAGGUUCGGCAAACGAGGCCCCACAUGCGCCUCACUCUCUGCACCCUCACCUGGUUCAGGAGCACCUCAGUAGCAAUGUCAUAGUGGCCGGCAACAUGCCAACACCAAUCCACAAUGGUCAAAUCUCCACUCCGGAAACCCCAAUCCCCUCUCCACCUACAGCAUCCAGCUCAGAACAUUAUAAAAUGGCCCAAGGGGUCAUAGCCACAGUGCCUAAGCAGCCAACCUCCAUUCCACAGCCAACCAUUACUAAGCAAGAGGCUAUUUAACAACCCACCUUAGCUCUCUAUCUCAGCAUUCAAUUUUCUGAAGCUAUGGCCUUGACUGAAAAAUAAAUAAAUUUAAAAAAAAAUAUAUAUAUAUAUAACUCAGUAUCUAAAUUCUAUCUACAACUUCAUUUCUUGCAUAUUGAUUUUUUUUUAAACUCUGCAGGGGUCUCAGGUGAACUCAAAUGCAGCAAUUUAAGUUUGAUGUCUAAAAGACAGCUCCUGUAGAGGAAAAUGUAUGCAUUACAAGUUCAUUGUCGGAUGAAAAUCCAAAAUUUAAAGCAAUCCUUACAGGUGUUUUUUUUUUCUGUAAGAGCAAUAUAAAAAAGAAUAUUGAGGACAGCUUAUCAUGCUGUCAUAACAAUUAUGUACACCAUCACUCAGUGAGUUCUUCAUUGCCUUAACAUGUAGAUAAGUUGUACAACGCAAAAUGCUGUAAUGCUUCCUACUAGAUAAGGUGACUCAAUCAUGUUAAUAUUGUAUGAAUGUUACAUCAGGCCGUGUAUUAUUAUGUAUUUGGAGUUGCACGUUUUUUAUGUUCAUUGGUGUUGAAAUUAUUUCAUAUGGUUAGGACCUUCAGCAAGUCAAAUGCGACAUUUUCAUGUUCAAAAUUAAUGUCAUUGGAAAAAGCUAACAGGUAAUCACUGAGAAAAUUCAGCUUUUUAAGCUGCCCACUGAAUAUGCUGUGUGUCAACAUUAAGAUAUCCAUGGUUUAUUUCAUGAACUGAAAAAAAACAACAUUUACUGUACUUAUGUAACAUUCUAUUUGUUCAAAUUUACAACGAGAUAUCUUGGUGCAUCAACACCUUUUGGUGUUCUUUUUAAUGCCACUCAUAGACAGUGACACAUUUAGGAAUUCACGUCCCUUAUUCAAAUAGUUAAACGAAUUGUAUUGGUUUUUAGAAAUGUGUAUUUUUCUGUUUUACACUUAGUAUUUUACCAUGGUUUAGUUAACAGAAUAACCUGUACCUUGAAACCUUUACUGCCUUACAAAAGAUAGGUAAUAUCUCACCUUACAAUGUGAAGAUGAAUAAAUAAAACCUCAAGGUUUAUUUUUACAUGGAAUUGUGCUGGUGUGACUAUACCUUAUCAAAAGGAAUCUUUCUUCUUUUUUUUUGUUUUUGAACAUGCACCUCCCAGGGAUAACAACUAAUGAUGUUAACGACUUGCAAUAAAUCGGAGGUUUUGUCAUGUACAGUGAGGAUCCAACGUGGCAGCACUGCCUGGUCAAUGAUACUUCAAGACUAUGUUGCUUCAGACUGAUUAACUGCCAUAAAGUCAUUAUAGAAAGCUGUGAUUGUAAGACAGGAGAAGAGAGGAG
Molecule: messenger RNA, 2787 nt
Organism: Lampris incognitus (smalleye Pacific opah)
Lineage: Eukaryota; Metazoa; Chordata; Actinopteri; Lampriformes; Lampridae
Gene: hnf4a
Product: hepatocyte nuclear factor 4, alpha
Exons: 10
Coding region: 105-1469 (454 amino acids)
Biological process (GO): anatomical structure development; cell differentiation; positive regulation of transcription by RNA polymerase II
Molecular function (GO): RNA polymerase II cis-regulatory region sequence-specific DNA binding; nuclear receptor activity; zinc ion binding
Source: RefSeq, a predicted model, not a curated record